AUGACAAACCCUGACACUGCCGCCUCAUACAACGUACCUGAAAAUGGGUACUUUGGGCCAGUAUUUACCACGAACGAGCUCACAGCAGCAUUACAAUUAAUUCGCGACCAAGUCCAAGAAUCCGCCGGCUCAUCUGAGACUGAAUAUUAUGGGCCAGUAUUCGCUAUGAGCGAGCUUGCGUCCGCGCUUAAACUGAUUCACGACCAAGAUGUUUGCAGGGCUGCCCUGCUUGCAUUUUCCGUACUCACCGUCAAACUUGUUACGUCUGCCGCGCACAUAUUUCCGCAUGUCACGCAUCAUCCUCCCGGGCCACUGAGUCUAUGUCACUCACAACAAACACUACGGCAAACGAUAAACGACAACAGUGAAAUGGACACUGUUUUAACAUUGCAGCAACGAAAAUUCACGUAG
Messenger RNA from Suillus plorans, 411 nucleotides. RefSeq lists its product as uncharacterized. The record is from RefSeq and is a predicted model, not a curated record. The coding region runs from base 1 to 411 and encodes 136 amino acids. The transcript has 4 exons. Lineage: Eukaryota; Fungi; Basidiomycota; Agaricomycetes; Boletales; Suillaceae.